AGUGCCCUGGAUGGUACCAUUAGCGGCAUUGACCAUGGAGCCUUCCAACAAUUCUACGGUGUCCUCCAACUACAGCAAUAUGUUUAACAAAUUUGUCCACCUGGAUGGAGAACUCUCGGACAGAUUUCAUACCUUGUGGAUAGUCCUGGUGGUGAUCAAUACCAUCAUCUUCCUGAUGGGCGUGGUGUUGAACUCUGUAGCUCUCUACGUCUUCUGCUUCCGCACGAAAACGAAAACCACCUCGGUCAUCUAUACCAUCAAUCUGAUCAUCACCGAUCUGCUGGUGGGCUUCUCUUUACCUGUCCGGAUCAUUGUGCACUACAGCGCCAAGGACUGCCACACCUGUGCGCUCGUCCACAUUUUCACCUAUUUUGUCAACAUGUACUGUAGCAUCCUCUUCCUCACGUGCAUCUGCAUUGACCGGUACCUGGCCAUUGUCCAGGUGGAAGCCUCGCGCAGGUGGAGGAACCCCGACUACGCCAAAGGGAUCUGUGCUUUCAUCUGGACCUUCGCCACCGUGAUCACCUUCUCCAUCCUCACCCUGGCCGUGAAGUUCUCCUACUGCUGCAUUGCGCAGAUCUUGCCCUUGAUGGUCUGCGAGUACUUCUUCCCCCUGAUCAUCCUCACCUUCUUCACCACCAGGAUCAUGUGCGCCCUUUCCAAGCCCACGCUUAUGCACCAGAGCCGGGAGAGGCGGAUGAGAGCCGUGCAGCUCCUCAUCACGGUCCUGAUCAUCUUCAUGAUCUGCUUCACCCCCUUCCACGUGCGCCAGCUGGCCAUUGCCAUCAACCCAGCCAUGUCCUACAACCUCAGCUUGGUGGUCUACCACGUGACCGUCACCUUAAGCAGCCUCAACAGUUGCAUGGAUCCCAUCGUCUACUGCUUCGUCACCAACAACUUCCAGUCCACCAUGAAGAACAUCUUCCGGAAGACGGAACUUGAGCAAGCCAGCGGGGAGGUGAUCAGCAUCAACAAAGGGUCCGGCUCAAACGCAAUUAUGGCGUUUGCGAACGCGAUAGGGAACCCCAUGGGUUUGGCUUUGCCGAGCAACACCACAAACUCCUAGACUUUGAGAAGUCUACAAGGGGUAGAGAUGAUGUCGACUCUU
Molecule: messenger RNA, 1108 nt
Organism: Protobothrops mucrosquamatus (brown spotted pit viper)
Lineage: Eukaryota; Metazoa; Chordata; Lepidosauria; Squamata; Viperidae
Gene: GPR20
Product: G protein-coupled receptor 20
Exons: 2
Coding region: 11-1066 (351 amino acids)
Biological process (GO): phospholipase C-activating G protein-coupled receptor signaling pathway; positive regulation of Rho protein signal transduction
Cellular component (GO): membrane
Molecular function (GO): G protein-coupled receptor activity
Source: RefSeq, a predicted model, not a curated record